Esox lucius (northern pike) is the source of this 1267-nucleotide messenger RNA. It is a transcript of the gene adprm, whose product is annotated as ADP-ribose/CDP-alcohol diphosphatase, manganese-dependent. Bases 164 to 1156 code for a protein of 330 amino acids. The record is from RefSeq and is a predicted model, not a curated record. Lineage: Eukaryota; Metazoa; Chordata; Actinopteri; Esociformes; Esocidae. Gene Ontology annotation, molecular function: manganese ion binding; 2',3'-cyclic-nucleotide 2'-phosphodiesterase activity; CDP-glycerol diphosphatase activity. The transcript is spliced from 3 exons.
UAUCUAUGCUGACAACAGCCAAACGAGUACAACUACCACAGAACAUCCUGGCAACCUUCACUCCAUACUAUACGAAUAAGCAAGCGUUCUGGCUGUGGUCCAAGGUGUUAGGUUGGCUGGCAUUCUCAAGUGGACUAAAAGUAGAAGUUUGAUAAAUGAAAUCAUGACAACAGAAAUGAAGGAUAGCACGCAGCCACUGUUUACGUUUGGAAUAAUCGCUGACAUUCAAUACGCAGACAUCGACGAUGGCUUUAAUUUCAAACACACAAGGAAACGAUACUACAGGAACAGUAUUCGCCUAUUGCGCAAUGCACUGGAGAGGUGGAAUACAGAAAAUGUAAAGCCCCUCUUCAUCCUUCAACUCGGGGACAUUAUCGAUGGCUUUAACAAGAGGUAUAACAUGUCCGAUCAGUCCCUGAACACGGUGAUGAAAGAGUUUGAUUCUUCGCCUGCUGAAGUUCACCACGUUUGGGGCAACCAUGAGUUUUAUAACUUUAGCAGAGACACCCUACUGAGAUCAGUUCUCAACAGCAGUGUCGACUUUGAUUCGGGAGGUGGCCUUCCCAGCACGGGUGAUAUCUAUGCGUAUCAUUUUAGUCCAGCCCCCGGGUACCGAUUUAUUCUUUUGGAUGCGUAUGAUGUGAGCUUACUUGGUAGAGAGGAGUCCAGUGUGCAAUACCACCAGGCCAUUACUCUUUUAAAGGCGCACAACAAAAAUGAAGAUCUGAACCAUCCCCCAGCACUUACAGGGCUGGAGAAAAGGUUUGUGAAGUUCAAUGGAGGAUUCAGUCAAGAUCAGCUUGACUGGUUGGAAGGAGUUCUGUCAUCAGCGGAUCACAAACUGGAACGAGUCACUAUCGUCAGCCAUCUCCCUAUCCACCCCAGCUCUACAGAUCCUAUCUGCCUUGCUUGGAACUACGAUGAGCUGCUCACCAUUAUCCAGGGCCAUAAGAGUGUGGUCUGUUUCAUGGCAGGACAUGACCACGAUGGAGGGUUUCACAUUGAUCACUCUGGAGUGCACCACCUCACAUUGGAGGGGGUUAUAGAGACCCCCCCGGACAGUGACGCCUUUGGUACAGUCUCUGUGUAUGAGGACAGGAUGGUUCUAAAGGGUUAUGGAAGAACAUUUGAUAGAUUACUAAUGUAUCCAUGUUAAUGCCAAGGCGAUAUAGGCCAGUGAUUACAAUACAACCGUGUACCACUUUAAUACUUACAGAUAUUCGAUUUAGAAGGAAGACAAUACUGGGAAUACCCCUUAACAUAUUAU